GGAGAGGGGAAAAUGUCUCUCCCCAUAGGCAGGAAGCGAAACCCUGGCCUUAAAAUUCCAAAAGAAGCAUUUGAACAACCUCAGCCCAGUUCCACGCCACCUCGAGACUUGGACUCUAAAGCUUGCAUUUCUAUUGGAAAUCAGAACUUUGAGGUGAAAGCAGAUGACCUGGAGCCCAUAAUGGAGCUGGGGCGGGGUGCGUACGGGGUGGUGGAGAAGAUGCGACACGUGCCCAGCGGGCAGAUCAUGGCGGUGAAGCGGAUCCGGGCCACAGUAAACAGCCAAGAGCAGAAGAGGCUACUGAUGGAUCUGGAUAUUUCCAUGAGGACAGUGGACUGUCCUUUUACGGUCACCUUUUAUGGCGCACUCUUCCGGGAGGGUGAUGUUUGGAUCUGCAUGGAGCUCAUGGAUACGUCGCUAGAUAAAUUCUACAAACAAGUGAUUGAUAAAGGCCAAACAAUUCCAGAGGACAUCUUAGGGAAAAUAGCAGUUUCUAUUGUAAAAGCGUUAGAACACUUACACAGUAAGCUGUCUGUCAUUCAUCGAGACGUCAAACCUUCCAAUGUGCUGAUCAACGCUCUUGGCCAAGUAAAGAUGUGCGAUUUUGGAAUCAGUGGCUACCUUGUAGACUCUGUCGCCAAAACUAUUGACGCAGGAUGUAAACCGUACAUGGCCCCUGAAAGGAUAAACCCAGAGCUCAAUCAGAAGGGAUACAGUGUAAAGUCUGAUAUUUGGAGUCUGGGCAUCACAAUGAUCGAGUUGGCUAUCCUUCGGUUUCCCUACGACUCUUGGGGAACUCCCUUCCAGCAGCUCAAACAGGUGGUAGAGGAGCCCUCGCCACAGCUCCCGGCGGACAGAUUCUCGGAAGAGUUUGUUGACUUUACCUCACAGUGCUUGAAGAAGAAUUCCAAAGAACGGCCAACAUAUCCAGAACUUAUGCAACAUCCGUUUUUCACCCUACACGAAUCCAAAGCAACAGACGUGGCAUCUUUUGUAAAACUGAUUCUUGGAGACUAAAGUACCACGGACUCGCUCGGUCGGCCCUCCUGUGGUUUGGUGGGUUUACGGGACGAAGCAAGGUUCACUAAAACACCAAUAGAAACUCAUCUUUGAGAUAAUUUAAUCCUGCCUCUCAGAAGGUUUUUUUUUUUUUUUUUUUUCUCCCCCUUUUCUUUCUUUUUAUUUCCCCCCUCCCAAGGGGGCUUGGAAUUUCUAGCAUAGAAUGGAUUGUCUAGAUGGAUGAAAUACGGCCAAGGCUUAGGACUUCAAAAGGUGAUUAAAUAUUUAAUGAGGUGUCAUAUGAGUCCUUAAGCUUCUCCGGCUUCUCUUGUUCUUCACGAAACGAAUGCAUUGGCCCUGGUCACAAGGUGCUACCCCAGUGAUGAGAAUGUACGUAGAUCUGUAGUUUGUCCUCUUGGUUAUUGUAAUCUUUAUGUUUCAACGCUUGGUUGCAAAGAUUCCGUUUUAUGCAAGGAGGGGAUGCAAAAGGCCAGGUUGGGCUGGCGGUGUUUGUAGGGCUUUUAUUUUGUAAGCUCAGUCGUGUCUGUGGUCCAGGAGAAAUUAUUUAAUAGGCGUCUUUAAGAGUCUUCUAACAAUAUCAACAAGGAGUUCUUGUAACCUACCUGUUUCAGCUGUUGUGGCUGCUUGCCUUGGAUUUCUGCUCAACUCUGGGCCAUAACCACAGUCUUUCAGGUGAAGUGGCGAGGGAGCCCGGUCAUACCCUUUUCCUAACUUUGGAGAACAUAAACUCACGUUGAUCACAUCUCAGAGUCGCAGAUUGGGUUCUCUUGGCAUUUGUGGUGUGGAUGGAAUAGGAUUCGUGAUGUGGUUUUCUAUCACCUCUCUCUCCGUGUGUGUGUGUGUGUGUGUGUGUGUGUAUCUGAUAGGUCUUAAGCUCUGCCAAGUGGCUUCUGUGAACAUCUCUAUUUCGUAAGAAGGACGUGUGUCAAUUCUGCGAGGAGCUGUCGUGUCAAACCACACACAGAGAAUCGGUGCCUUCUUCUGCUUCUGCCCCUCCUUACCAUGUAUAUGCCCCAGGGAUUGACUCAGUAGCCAUCCUUCCCAAACCCUUUUUCUUCUUUGUUUUUUCCCCUUGUUCGAUCAAGAAGCCUUACUACUAAUGGGAGGGCUACAGUAGAAGACGGUGGAAGUUCUUUGAGAAGGUGAGGAGUUAAAGGGGAGGGUUGAAUUCGUUCCUUGAAUGGGCUGCCAGAUUUCCACAGCUUGAGGUAAGGCCACAUUCCUCUCCAGCAGCACACAGUAGGUCAUUCUGCGGGAGGAGCUUUUUUGGCUUGGGCCCUUGUGGGUCCCCGGCAGGUGGACAAUGCAAUGAAAGCCCCUUCUUGUGGCUACAUAGGUCCCUGGGUUCUCUAGGUUCCUUGAGGAAAGGGGAGUGAGGUGAUUCAGGGAGAUACAGGGAUUAUAACAGGGGAAAUAAAAAAAUACAAGAAAAAAAAAUGGAGGUCACUCCAUGACAGUUUUUGGUGAAAUACAUAAAGGAAAACAACUUUCUGCUCUGAGUCAGGUAACUCUCACUGGCUGUUCAGUGUGGUUUCUGUUUAGAAAUAGUCUUAACCAAGUGUGUUUGCCUGGGUGCAUCUCUCCAGUGUGCCGACCCAGGGCUUCAGCUUGCAAAACAAUUACCCAGAGGCGGCGGCGGAGUUUAUCCGUGGUUCUCAGCCUCGCGCACACUCGUAUCACUGGGAGCUGGUGGACAUGUGCAAUGCCAAGGUUGGGGUUUCGAUGGUCCAGGGUGGGGCCUGAGAAUUGGUCUUUUUCACACUUUCUUUGUGAUUCUGAUGCACAGCACGGUUGAGGACACUGGUUUAGUACCUCCAAAAGAGAGAACUCACCUACAGUUUCUCUAGAACAUUGGCAGAGAGGAACAAGAGCCUCGGCUUCUUUCUGUGUCCUCAUCAAUAGGGACAUCUUCGCCACUGUCAGAGAUAGCACAUGCCUGGAAUACUGAUUUGAAACUUGGGAUACAUUUUCCCCGUAGAAAUGAUGGGCUCCGCGGUGAUUAGCUGUCUUCUGUGCUAAAGUAGAAUGACUUGAUCGUCUUAGGAGUCUAAAUUCUAGAGUGUGUGUGUGGUUUUUUUUUUUUUUUUUGAGAACUGUUACAAGUUCUAAACUAAUUUUAGAGUAAAGGUGGAGAUGCACCAACCAUAUUUAAGUUGAUGUACGUUGGAAGUCUCUUGUACGUACACGCAGGUCCCUGGAUCCUCUACCCGGACUCUGCUUGUUGUGUGUCCUUAUUAUUGUUUUUGUCUUUGCUUGCCUCUGGUUGGCUAGCUUUUUUUUUUUUUUUUUUU
Mustela erminea (ermine) is the source of this 3311-nucleotide messenger RNA. RefSeq names its product mitogen-activated protein kinase kinase 6 (gene MAP2K6). Gene Ontology annotation, molecular function: ATP binding; MAP kinase kinase activity. The record is from RefSeq and is a predicted model, not a curated record. The transcript is spliced from 13 exons. The coding region runs from base 13 to 1017 and encodes 334 amino acids. Lineage: Eukaryota; Metazoa; Chordata; Mammalia; Carnivora; Mustelidae. Gene Ontology annotation, biological process: MAPK cascade; protein phosphorylation.